Molecule: messenger RNA, 2669 nt
Organism: Trichoderma asperellum CBS 433.97
Lineage: Eukaryota; Fungi; Ascomycota; Sordariomycetes; Hypocreales; Hypocreaceae
Biological process (GO): biotin biosynthetic process
Cellular component (GO): mitochondrion
Molecular function (GO): magnesium ion binding; ATP binding; S-adenosyl-L-methionine:8-amino-7-oxononanoate transaminase activity
Source: RefSeq, a predicted model, not a curated record
CUCCAAGACAACAAAAAAAGUCAAGGAGGAUAGAAGAAAGGAAACACUCUUAAUGUCUCACGGCUAGAAUCCUAAGUCGCUUUUCUAUUUUCAUCUCUCUCUUUUAAUUUGUCGCCAUGCCACAGCCGCCACCGCCGCUCGCAUCGCCGCUUUGGCGCUCCCUGCGCGCGUACCAAAUCUUCGGUGCCAACACUGAGGUGGGGAAGACGGUCUUCUCAACGCUGCUCUGCAAGGCUGCAGCCGCGAGGACGACAGGUCGCGGCGUAGCGUUUUUGAAGCCUGUCUCGACGGGGCCAGAUAGCGAGGCUGAUGAUCGUCAUAUCUCGAAGUUCGCCCCAGAUGUCUCCAACAAGACUCUUUUUCAGUAUAAAAUCCCCGUUAGCCCCCACAUUGCUGCCAAGCUCUCCAAUACCACAAUCCCUUCCAAUGAAACCCUCCUCUUCCAAUGCCGAGACUACGCAGCUCAAUGCGCAAACAUAGGCCGGAAAUGGCUCUUUGUUGAAACUGCCGGAGGUGUUCACUCACCUGGUCCCUCGGGGACAACUCAGGCGGACAUGUAUGCGCCUCUUCGUUUACCUGUUGUUCUUGUCGGUGAUUCCCGACUGGGAGGUAUAUCUCAGACAAUAUCAGCCUUUGAGUCACUUCGUAUGCGGGGUUAUGAUGUUGAGUCAGUGGUACUAUUCAAGGAGGACAAGUAUCAGAAUUUUGAGUAUCUUUCAGAGUAUUUUGCAGAGCAUCACGAUGUGCCCGUCGCUGGGGUAAUCGAGCCGCCUGAAAGGAAAUCAAGUCUCGAAGAGGAUGUCCGAGCAAUGGCUCGUUACUAUGAAGAGCAAUCCCAGGAUAAAAACACAGGCGACGUCAUCUCACAUCUCGAUAAACGUCAUGAGCAACGUAUCGAAUCGCUGGGUUCCAUGGCUACUCAGGCUCUCGAGAAGAUUUGGUAUCCCUUCACUCAGCACAGUCUACUUACUCCCAAGGACAUCAACGUCAUCGACUCAGCCCACGGCGACUACUUCCAGACUCUCGCUCCCUCUUCAUCUUCGUCGACUUCACAAAACGACAGCCUACUCCGCGCCUCAUUCGAUGGCUCAGCAUCAUGGUGGACUCAAGGCCUUGGCCAUGCCAACCCCAAGCUCACUCUCGCAGCGGCCUACGCUGCCGGCCGUUACGGCCACGUCAUGUUCGCCAGCGGCAUUCAUCGUCCUGCUCUGGAGCUCUCUUCAGUGCUUCUCAAGGGGAUGAACAGCCCUCGCCUUGACCGCGUAUUCUUCUCUGACAACGGCAGCACGGGUAUCGAGGUGGCCCUCAAAAUGGGCCUUGGGGCAGCAAAACUCCGAUACGGAUGGGCCAAAGAGGAGAAACUCGGGAUUGUAGGCCUCAAAGGCUCCUAUCACGGUGAUACCAUUGGCGCCAUGGACUGCUCAGAGCCCAGUGGAUAUAAUGAAAAGGUUGAGUGGUACGAUGGAAAGGGUCACUGGUUUGACUAUCCGACUGUCCUAUGCAUCAACGGCAAGUGGCGCGUGAAUGUUCCUGAAGAGCUGAGACAGGCAUUGGGUGAGGACGCAGACUUUGGCUCGCUAUCGGACAUCUUCGACGUUCAAGGUCGGGAGAAGAAGGGUCACCAUGUUCGAUACGAAGCCUUUAUCAGAGAAUCUCUGGAGAAACUCAUUAAGCAAGGCCAUCGAUUCGGUUCCGUCAUUAUCGAGCCUGUUGUUCUUGGUGCUGGAGGCAUGGCAUUAGUCGAUCCUCUCUUCCAGCGCGCCCUCGUCAAUGUUGUCCGCAAAUCCCCAGAUCUGUUCCGCAAACCCGGCGCCGCUGUUGAAGAAACUCCCAGUGAUCCCAACGCAUGGACUGGCCUUCCUAUUAUCUUUGACGAGGUCUUCACCGGCCUCUACCGCCUCGGUCGCUUCACAUCUUCCUCUUUCCUCAACACAUAUGCCGACAUUUCCGUCCACGCGAAGCUUCUUACAGGAGGCCUUGUUCCACUGUGCACGACGCUUGCUUCGGAGAACAUCUUCCAGUCAUUUAGCUCUCAAGAUAAGACUGAUGCACUUCUCCACGGUCAUAGCUAUACAGCACACCCUGUGGGUUGCCAAGUCGCCUUAGAAUCCCUUAAUGAUUUGCAGAAGAUGGACCAAGACGGAUCAUGGAACUGGGCAAAGUCAAAAGGCUGGAAAUCCUCCGAAACUUCUCUCACGAGCGGCCAGUCUGCUGCCAACGUCUGGUCAACCUGGCCUCGCGAUCUGGUGGAGGAUCUUUCCCGCCAAACAGACCGCGUAUCGGGCAUCUGGGCUCUUGGCAGUGUUCUUGCAAUCCAUAUCAAGGACGCAUCGGGCAGCACGGGAUACUUCAGCAAUGCUGCACAGAGCCUUCGCGAUACCCUCAUUGCAGGGGAUUCGGAGGGCGCCAAUGGGUCAUGGAACGUGCACUGUAGAGUGCUUGGAAACGUGCUGUAUCUGAUGGCGGGGCAGAAGACGACAGAAGAGAGCAUUGCGCAGAUUAGUUUACAACUGCGAAAAGGAUUACAGGUUUAAAUUUAGAAAUUAGCAUGGAACAAAACAAUGACUGGUGACGAAAGACUCUGGCUAAUUGUCAAAGGGCUGUUACGGGCCAAUGAAUGAAACAAAAAAUAUUUUCAGAAAUAUUCAAUGACAUUUUUCAUUGCUUUG